This is a messenger RNA of Malus domestica (apple), 720 nucleotides long. RefSeq lists its product as uncharacterized. The record is from RefSeq and is a predicted model, not a curated record. Lineage: Eukaryota; Viridiplantae; Streptophyta; Magnoliopsida; Rosales; Rosaceae.
AUGGAUCAUUUGAUCAAGAAACUUGGUAGUUUGUUUUCCAUGAAGGAUUUAGGAAACCUGAGUUAUUUCUUGGGUAUUGAGGUAAAAUAUGAAGGUGAUUCCAUGCAUUUAUGCCAAUCUAAAUAUGCCCUGGACCUCCUCUCUGGCGCUAAAUUCAUAGAAGCAAAACCUAUCUCUACUCCGGUGCCGUCUGGUCAGAAGUUAAGUGUUUAUGUUGCUGAUCCUUGUGUUGAUCCUGUGCUAUAUCGUAGUGUUGUGAAGGCACUCCAAUACCUCACGAUCACUCGACCUGAUUUGUCAUAUGUUGUGAAUCAAGUGUGCCAGUUUAUGCACUCUCCAAAGAACACGCACUGGAUGGCAGUCAAGCGGAUCCUUCGAUACUUGAAGGCUACUUAUGAUCAUGGGUUAUUGUAUAAACUAGGCAAUGCUAGGUUGACAGCUUUUUCAGAUGCUGAUUAUGCUGGCAACCCAGACACUCGUCACUCCACAGGUGGUUUCUAUGUUUACUUGGAUUCUAACCUUGUAUCCUGGAGUUCAAAGAAGCAGAAGACGGACCAACUUGCUAAUAUUUUCACUAAAGGACUCUCGUCGUCUCGUUUUAAGUUUCUUGUCUCCAAGCUUCCAGUGGUUCCUCCCCCUGUUAGCUUGCAGGGGGGGCUAUUAGACGAGGUCCACAUGCAGUUUCAUCUACCGUGCUUUGAGGAGUCCAUCGUUAUCUGA